AUGGCAUACCCAGCCUACUACCCUCCCCACCCACACAGCCAACCACAGCACCAACAGCCGCAGCCACACCACCACCAUCCUCACCCUCACCAUCCUCACCCUCACCCUCAACAUCAUCCCUAUCACCCUCCCUACCAGCCCUACCCUCCACCAAACUAUCCUCAACAAUACCCAUCUGGUCCCGGCUACGGUCACGGCCAUCCCACAUACUACCCUCAACCACAGCAAUAUUCAACUGACCCUGCUACAGCCUCUACCUCGGCUUCUUCUCCAGCACAGGCGCUGUCCGCAACUGAAACGUCAUCUGUAACACCCGCUCCCACUGCCAAAUCGACCAAGACCGGAACGGCGACCAAGACUCCCAAAGCAAAAUCUGGCCCAAAAACCACCACCGCUUCAGCAGCAGGAGGAGACACACCCAAGGCAAAUUCGACCCCCAAGACGCCAAAAGUCUUUCGAUUCGAGGGCAGUAUCUCGUCAGAGUCCUUCAAGACCUCAAAGUCGUUCGACCUCGCCGGAGUCAACAUUCUCAAUCGGAAACCGCUCGACACCAAGACUGCGCUUGACAAGCUGCAGCGACGUCGUGAAACCCACAACCGUGUUGAGCGCAAACGACGAGACUGCAUUAACCAGUUGAUUGAUGACCUUACACAGCUCCUCCCUUCUAAGCACCUCGAGGAAACAACCUCGAAAUGCCACCGCGUCAACGUCCUCCGAGGAGCCGUCAGCCAUAUCAAGUUCCUGAAUGACUCUAACGAAGCCCUCACAAAGUCCAUUCGUUCAAUCAAGGGCGAUGAUUUCACGCUGUACCUCCCACAAGAGUCCUCCGCAGGUCCCGGAAUGUCCAUGGAUGUCGAUGACGAAGACGACGAUGAUGCUAUCAAGGGAGAAGGUGACUCUGAUGACGAUCGGACGCCUGAUCAGGUUACCGCCACUAUGUCUCGCUCUGGCUCGCCUUCGUCCUCGAUCACCUCAACACCCAGCUCACCCAAGACCUCACUCACCAGAAGGAUGGUCCCACCUCCAGUCAUCAUUACCGAUGCCCCCAGUCCCUCAACCGACAAGAUUCAGUCAAUGACCGUUGAUCCUUUCAGCGCAGAGUCGCGUCAAAGGGCUAACUCGUUUGCAUCUUCGAUUGGGGACAUGAGCAGUCCAAGGAAUUCCUUCUCGAACUCACCCGCCUUCCCACCCUCGCCCACCUCGCCAGCCAUGUUUGGCCUCUCAGGACAGUUCCCUGCUGGCGAAGAUCGUGUUGACGGACAUGCAUGGGAUCAGCAGCAACAGCAGCAAAAGCAGCAGCAAUUGUCGCCGUACUUGAACCAUUCGCCCUCGCCAUCGCCUUCAUUGCCACCAAUUUCGUCACUGUCCAACUUGCAUAUCCAUUCGCCCACCAACCGCCCAGCGGAAGGCCCAGCUGAUAUUCAGACUCCAGGUGAUUCCAACCGCAACCCAUCAUCGUCGUAUUCAGGACGUGGUAAUCGUGGUCCCGUUGUUCUCCCACCUCUUAUGAUCCCAGAGCCUCACCACUUGCAUCCGUCCUACCAACAGGGCUCUGCCACUAGUUCAAGCAGUGGUGCUCGGACUAGCGGAACAGGAAGCAACCGAAGCAGUUUGACAUUGUCGCCCAACCCUUCGGAGCAGCCUCCUAUCUCGCCUUUUAUGCUUUCGCCUCUCUUGCCUCGUUCUCCUUCGAUCGGACCUACUUCUUCCAUCUCGCCUGGAAACUCGCCUCACCCUCGAUGGGCCCAUGACGGAAUCCCUUCGCCUCAGCCUUACCCACCUCAUGGAUCGCCGUUUGGACAGCCACCUCACAGCCCAGGAUAUGGAUUCGUUUACCCCGGAUAUCCUGACCCCAACCAGCAGCCAACAGCAGCGGCAGCAACUCAGCAACAAAAGACCAAGGCAUCUCACCACGAGCGCCACAAGUCAUUGCAGCCCGAACCCAUCUUUAUCCAGGAGGAACCAUGGAACACGCAGCGGAAGCGUAGUACAUCGAGUGCCUCAGGCAAGGCGAGCAAGUCUGGAGGAUCCAACAAGAAGAAGGCAGCAACGGUGGAAGAAGGUGGAUCGUCGCCGGCUGUGUACCCUACAAGCCCCAACCCCAAGAAACGAACCCAGAUCACGACAGGACACGAGACGGGAGCUGUCGGAGCUGAGGAGGCGUCUAAGCGAUCGAAACAGUUGGACAACAUGACGGCACCUGAGGUUGUUGUGGAAACCCCACCGACGGUAAAAGUGGAGGAGCCUGUCGAGGCCGAUGAGGAGGACGCAGCCCAGACACUGACCUCACUUGCCCAGAUCUCUGCAUAA
Molecule: messenger RNA, 2310 nt
Organism: Linnemannia hyalina
Lineage: Eukaryota; Fungi; Mortierellomycota; Mortierellomycetes; Mortierellales; Mortierellaceae
Source: the annotation of a GenBank genome assembly